CCAAUUUCGUAUGAGACAAGAAGAUAGUAGCUUUGUCAAUCCAAGAUCCCAACACAUGACCGCUUAACCCCUCCCAUUCCCAUGCUAUAAAAGGGCCCAACUUCCUCUGUCCUAAAUCUCACUAAGCAUUUAAUAAACAAACACAUAGCUAGAGGAAAAGAAAAACAGAUAGAAAGAGAGAACAAGAGAAAGAUGGUGUCUGGAGUGCAAAGAAGAAUGGUAUUGCGCAACAAGCUUCACAUUCUAAGAACCCUUACAUGCUCCAAAUCUGUGAAAAGAAAUUGUAUUAUUGCAGAUGCUGUUCUAUAUAUUUACAAGCUCAGUCUCAAGGUGGAGGCAAUUAAAAGAGAACUUUCAAACUUGAAUGCUAUCAAAAGUGAAUACUUGCGCCUGAUGAAGCAAGUCCAGUGCUUGCCCAAGAGGGAAGUGAAGGUAGAGAAAGCAGGGAAAGGGUUUCUUGUGAGGGUGAUUUGCGAAAAGGGAGGAGGUAAGCUGGUGCCAAUACUAGAGGCUUUUGAGAAAAUGGGUUUAAUUGUGCUGAAUGCUAAAGUGUCAUGCAACUUUUAUUUUGGCUUGGAAGCCAUUGUUGUAGCUGAAGAACAGCAUGCUCUAGAUGUAAAUAAUGUUACUCAAGAAAUUCUUGAGGCCAUAGAUAGGUAAAGGGAACAUAGAGAGAACCACAUAAAGUUUCCUGUGUAGUUAAUUAAUGACUUUUUCAAGUAAUCUUAUUGUUCAAGUCAUUGAUGUUGCCUUGACGCACUUUCUCCUUUGUUUGUCAGUUUCGUUUAAAAAGGAACUGAAGUACUUUCGAUGUCUUUUUCUCAAACUUUUU
Molecule: messenger RNA, 832 nt
Organism: Ricinus communis (castor bean)
Lineage: Eukaryota; Viridiplantae; Streptophyta; Magnoliopsida; Malpighiales; Euphorbiaceae
Exons: 3
Coding region: 193-660 (155 amino acids)
Biological process (GO): regulation of DNA-templated transcription
Cellular component (GO): nucleus
Molecular function (GO): sequence-specific DNA binding; DNA-binding transcription factor activity
Source: RefSeq, a predicted model, not a curated record